AUGUCUACCGAGUCUGUCUCGAGCUUACCCGUGCGGCCCGUCACCCAAGCGGCAGCCCAUCCGCUAGCACCGCUCACCGGAGAGGAGAUCAAGGCCGCCUCAGCCAUCAUCCAAGCUGCCUGGCCUCAAGGCACGAACCUGCACUUCAAGGCCGUGACGUUAGAGGAGCCUCCCAAGGCCCAAGUUGUUCCUUACUUGGACGCUGAGCACAGCGGAGCUCCGCGCCCCAACAUCCGCCGAAAGGCCUUCAUAAACUACUACAUUCGCAAUACGAACAAGUAUCACGAGGCCAUAGUGGACCUCAGCGCCGGCAGCGUUGAAAGGAACGUCCGGUUAGGCCCCAAUGUCCAUGCGAACGGCGACGGUGAUGAGAUUGUCGUCAUCGAGAAAACAGCCUUGGAGGACGCCGGCGUGCAGGCUGCGAUUGCCAAACUGCAACUGCCCAAGGGCACAGUAGUGGUGAUUGACCCCUGGAUCUACGGUUCCGACGGUGUCAACGAUGAUGACCGCAUGUAUCAGUGCUUCAUGUACAUGCGGGAUCCGCUCAACCCCAACGAGGCCGACUCCAACCAUUACGCGCUACCCCUUCCCAUUUCUCCCGUCAUCAGCACCGAGACCAUGACCGUCAUUCGGAUCGACAUGUUGCCAACUGGCGUGGACGAGAAGAUCAAGCCUCCAGGUCCUCUGAAGAUCCAUCCACCCAACGAGUACAUCCCAGAAGCCCAGCCCAAGCUUCGCACAGACCUGAAGCCGCUAAGAGUGGUACAGCCCGAGGGCGCCUCAUUCACCGUCACUCAGGAGGGCACAUCAUCCGUGAUCGAAUGGCAGAAGUGGAAGUUCCGAGUGGGCUUCAACCAGCGCGAGGGAAUGGUGCUGUAUGACGUGCGGUACGACAACCGAUCGUUGUUCUACCGCAUUUCGCUCUCCGACAUGAACAUCCCGUACGCAGACCCGCGCCACCCCUUCCACAAGAAAUCAGCAUUCGACCUGGGUGACGCAGGCGCGGGCAUCAUGGCGAACAACCUCCAGCUAGGCUGCGACUGUCUCGGCCACAUCUACUAUCUCUCCUCGGUGCUGUCCGACGACAAGGGCGACACGGUCGACAUGCCCAACGUAGUCUGCGUCCACGAGCAGGACGCAGGAAUCGGCUGGAAACAUACAAACUACAGGACCGGCCGCGCCGCCGUGGUGCGCAACCGCGAGCUCGUGCUGCAGAGCAUCAUCACCGUCUCCAACUACGAAUAUAUCCUCGCCUUCCAGUUCAACCAAGCCGGCGAGCUCGCCUACGAGGUCCGCGCCACCGGCAUCCUCUCGACCCAGCCCAUCGACGAAGGCCUCUCCGUCCCCUUCGGCACCGUCGUGCACCCCGGCGUCCUGGCCGUGCACCACCAACACAUCUUCUCCCUCCGCAUCGACCCCGCCCUCGAAGGCCACGCCAACCGCCUCGUCUACCAAGAAGCCCACCCCAUGCCCCGCAGCGCCUUCAACCCGCACGGCACCGGCUACACCGUCACCGAAACCCCCCUCACCCGCACCGGCGGCUACGACCUCUCCACCUCGGCCAACCGCGUCUUCAAGAUCGUCAACGCCGGCGUCCGCAACCCCGUCAACAACCAGCCCGUCGCCUACAAGAUCCACGCGCCCCCCUUCCAAAAGAUGCUGUCCGACGCCCAGUCCUUCAACCACGCCCGCGCCGAGUUCUCCGACCACAACAUCUACCUCACCACGCACCGCGACGGCGAGCUCUACGCCGGCGGCCGCUACACCAACCAGUCGCGCGGCGGCACCGGCGUCCGCUCGUGGGCCAAUCGCGCCGACCCCGCCCUCGACGCCGACAUCGUCGUCUUCGUCCAGUUCGGCAUCAACCACGUCCCCCGCAUCGAGGACUUCCCCGUCAUGCCCGUCGAGAUCCUGAAGGUCGCACUGAAGCCCGUGAAUUUCUUCGACAGGAACCCCGCCCUGGAUGUGCCGCCGAGCGAGCAGGGCUUCAAUCGCAGCACCAGCGCGCAGGAGAGGCAUCAGCAGAGUGUCGGGACGGCGACGGUGGGGGCGGGCGGGAAGUUGGAGGCGGGGUCGUGCUGUGCGCCGGGGAGUAAGUUGUGA
Diplodia corticola is the source of this 2103-nucleotide messenger RNA. RefSeq names its product primary-amine oxidase. Gene Ontology annotation, molecular function: copper ion binding; quinone binding; primary methylamine oxidase activity. The transcript has 2 exons. The coding region runs from base 1 to 2103 and encodes 700 amino acids. NCBI's taxonomy places the organism in Eukaryota, Fungi, Ascomycota, Dothideomycetes, Botryosphaeriales, Botryosphaeriaceae. The record is from RefSeq and is a predicted model, not a curated record. Gene Ontology annotation, biological process: amine metabolic process.